Messenger RNA from Phytophthora infestans T30-4, 633 nucleotides. Its product is annotated as endoribonuclease L-PSP, putative. The coding region runs from base 82 to 600 and encodes 172 amino acids. The transcript is spliced from 2 exons. Lineage: Eukaryota; Oomycota; Peronosporomycetes; Peronosporales; Peronosporaceae. The record is from RefSeq and is a predicted model, not a curated record.
CGAUCAUUUUGGUGACCAGCGGCUUCUUGUGCUUCAGCUCAAUCCACUUUUGACUCAGUUGCCACACGUAGUCCCAUCACCAUGAACUCGCUGAUUCGUAUGACCAAGUCGCGCUCCCUAGCGUCGGCGGUGCGCAAUGUGCACAUUGAGCGCAAGAUUGAGGAGCUGGGCUACACGUUACCGAAUGUGGCUGAGCCCAAGGGAAACUAUCGCACGUCGGUGCGCUCGGGCAACACCAUCUACAUGGCCGGCCACUUGCCGCAGCCUGCUGGCGGUGACCUCAUCCUGGGCAAGGUCGGCAAGGACCUGACCCCCGAGCAGGGCUACGAAGCUGCCCACUACGUGGCGCUCAGCCUCAUGGCUACCCUCAAGCAGGAGGUGGGCGACCUAGACAAGAUCAAGCGUGUGGUGAAGCUCGUGGGCUUCGUCAACUGCGUCGACGGCUUCACCCAGCAGCCGGCCGUCAUCAACGGCGCCUCGGACACCAUCGGAAAGGUGUUCGGCGACAAGGGCAUCCACGCCCGCUCGGCCGUGGGCACCAACGCCCUUCCCCUUAACGUGGCUGUCGAAGUCGAGGCCGUCGUCGAGAUCGAGGACUAAACUUCCAAGUGACGAACUUGACUAGCUAUGCUC